AUGGCUCGCAGCUCGCAGCUGGCAGCCCCAUGGGCUGGGGCACACAGCCUCGAUGCUCGUGCUUGGUCCGCCAGCCAGACUUUGCUGCACCACAUAUACACCGAAACUCUGCAACCUGCAACGUCGCGCCCGCAUCCGCGCCCGGCCAUUGGCUCUGGCCUGCCCAUUCUCACUCGGGCUACGGGCUAUGGGCUGCGGGCUGCGGGCUGCGGGCAGCGGCGGUUGGUCUCCAUAGCCGCCACCAUGUCGUCGCUUGCACCUCAAUCUGCAUUCCCCCUCCCCGCAAAGACGAUCAUCCCCCACCGUAACUAA
This is a messenger RNA of Bipolaris oryzae ATCC 44560, 312 nucleotides long. RefSeq lists its product as uncharacterized. Lineage: Eukaryota; Fungi; Ascomycota; Dothideomycetes; Pleosporales; Pleosporaceae. The coding region runs from base 1 to 312 and encodes 103 amino acids. The record is from RefSeq and is a predicted model, not a curated record. The transcript has 2 exons.